AUGUUUGGAUUCGCAAAAAAACUAGUGAACUCAAUAGAGUCACAACUUUCCUACGACGGUUCAUCUGAUCAUAACUCAAGGGUUGACGAAUCACGCCAAGGACUGAGAAUACAGUCAGUGAAGCCAAACUCUAUCGGAUCUGACCAUGGAUUUGAAUCGUGGUUUGACUUUAUUGUUGGGUUGAAUGGAACUGACAUUUGUGCAUAUUUGCAAUUGAACACAGAAACAGGACAAGUAAAUUAUGAGAAUAUGCUGAACUACAUAAAACAUGAAGUCGAAGUGUCAGAUAAUGAUCUUACUUUUAGCGUUUUCUCUUCUAAAGGUUCUGUGCUAAGGGAUGUCAUAAUUACAAGCGCCGAAGUGAAAGACUCCUUAUCCAAGACAACCCCUCCGUUGGAAGAAGUCAGUUUAUCUGCAGAUUCCACAGACACCAUAGGCCUUCAAUGGACUCCUAACUUAGGCAUCUCUUUUCAAUUAACACCUUUAACUACAGGAUUUUUUAUGUGGCAUGUUUUGCGUGUUCAUCCUGGAUCGCCGGCCUACCUAGCAGGAAUUAUACCCGAUGAAUAUAUUAUUCAAUCACAAGAUGGUCUACUUGCCACAGGUGGAGAAGAUUUAUUAGCUAAAGUUUUGCAAAGCCAAUAUGCAAAAGCAGGUGAUGGGUGUGAGGUGGUGCUAUAUGUGUAUAAUUAUGAUUCUGAUUGUGUUAGACCUGUUAGAGUGAUACUCAAAGCUGGUUCAUCGUGGGGAGGAAGGGGUAUAUUGGGUUGUGAUGUAGGUUACGGUUUACUACAUCGGGUACCUGAGGUAAUUGGGAAAUUCCAAACCAAAUCAGUAGACCAGCACCUUCCAGGAAGUGCUUCGACUGUAACUGAACUUGUUCCAGAGGUUCCAUUGACUCAACCCCCUGAAUUCUUACCAUUACAGGUGACAGCUCCAAGCUUUAAAUCGGAUGGUGUCGGUGAGAGUGUGGACGAAGCGGCAAAGUCCGUUGUUAGUAGCACUCACAGAAAACGUGGCCAUCAAUCGGCGCAUACAGCUGUUAACUUGGAGGCGUAUUUUGAUGAGCAGACCGAGAAGAGCAAGGCUGUAGAUAGUGCUUCCACUAAAGAAACUGGAUCUGUUCCACCACCACCACCUCCCCCAAAAAAAGCUUAG
Pichia membranifaciens NRRL Y-2026 is the source of this 1158-nucleotide messenger RNA. RefSeq lists its product as hypothetical. The record is from RefSeq and is a predicted model, not a curated record. Gene Ontology annotation, cellular component: Golgi apparatus. NCBI's taxonomy places the organism in Eukaryota, Fungi, Ascomycota, Pichiomycetes, Pichiales, Pichiaceae. The transcript has a single exon. Gene Ontology annotation, biological process: Golgi organization. The coding region runs from base 1 to 1158 and encodes 385 amino acids. Gene Ontology annotation, molecular function: protein binding.